This is a messenger RNA of Racocetra fulgida, 324 nucleotides long. The record is from the annotation of a GenBank genome assembly. NCBI's taxonomy places the organism in Eukaryota, Fungi, Glomeromycota, Glomeromycetes, Diversisporales, Gigasporaceae.
AUGGGAUUGAUUGCGAGUUGGAUUGACCGCAAAGAUUGUGAAAGUGAUCUGUGGAAACCUUACGAUCCCAUUGAAAUACCAUACAAAUUUGAUUUGAUUUAUCGAGGAAGUCGAGAUGGAUUCACGCCAAAAAUAUUUCACAAAGCAUGCGAUAAUCAGGGACCGACAAUUACUGUGAUAAAGAUCAAGGGGUUGGAUCAAGUUAUUGGCGGAUAUAAUCCGAAAAUCUAUGAUGGGAAGCUUAAAGGCAAUAUUGAAGGUGGUGCUAACGAUGAUAUAGAUAGAGAUGAUACUGUUUGCGAAUUAUUAGGAGAAAAAAAAUAA